Messenger RNA from Ictalurus punctatus (channel catfish), 1371 nucleotides. RefSeq names its product protein phosphatase 1, regulatory subunit 15A (gene ppp1r15a). NCBI's taxonomy places the organism in Eukaryota, Metazoa, Chordata, Actinopteri, Siluriformes, Ictaluridae. The coding region runs from base 216 to 1328 and encodes 370 amino acids. The transcript has 3 exons. Gene Ontology annotation, biological process: response to endoplasmic reticulum stress. Gene Ontology annotation, molecular function: protein phosphatase regulator activity. The record is from RefSeq and is a predicted model, not a curated record. Gene Ontology annotation, cellular component: protein phosphatase type 1 complex; endoplasmic reticulum.
UCACUGUGUUAUACCCGAAAGCCAAGACAAGAGAACUAUUUAGAACCCAAACGCAGCGAGAGACGUUAAGGUUUGAAACCACGGCGGAUUAUUUCUUUAUUAUGGCGAUAAUUCCUUCACGGAGAAGAACGACUGCUAUCUACAAUUUCAACAGUUUCCGUAUUUCAACCAGAAGCUUACAUUGGAGCGCGCGCAUGACAACUGGUUAAAGUGUUAUGUAUCAGAGAAAAAAAGAGGCCAUGACAAACCACACGAAGAAUACGAGCCUAAAGGUAAAAGACGGGCCUAGAGAAAACAAAAUGCCCAAAAUUUCUGAGAAGAGUGUUAAUCCAGAAAUGAAGGAGAAUAUCCCGUCUGAUCAACUGGCAGUUACAGAAGUUCUGGUCUCAGACUGGCUUGAAUGUCAGUCUGUAGUUCCGGAUAAAAGAGAUGAUGAUGAUGAUGAUGAUGAUGAUGAUGAUGAUUAUGAUGAUGAGGAUGAUAGUGAUGGUGAAACAGGAUGGAGUUCAGAAGAAGAUGAAGGAGUUUCAGAGAUGUCCUCCGAGAACAGAGAGUUAUGGGAGUCCUUCUUGAACCACAGUGAUCCCUAUAAUCCACUCUACUUCUCCUGCCCUACUGAAGACAAAGUGAAUCAUUCAGACAAUGAUCAUCAUGAUGAUGAUGAGGAGGAGGAGGAUGAGGAGGAACCUGAUUCUCCUCCUCAAAAGAAAGAUGAAACAGAAUGGAGUGAGGAAGAAGAAUCUGAUUGGUCAGAUGAAGAAGAUUUAAAGAUGUCUGCAGAGAACAGAGAGUUAUGGGAGUCGUUUGUGAACAAAAGCGACCCCUUUGAUCCACUCUGCUUCUCCUGUUCUACUGGAGUCAAAGUAAAAGCUUCAGAGAACCACACAGUGUCAAGUCCCACAGCCAGUGAUGUGGAGGACAAUCCUGAACAGAGCACAAAGGAAAGAGCAACAAAGGUGCGUUUCAGUGAGGAGGUGACCAUACACUACAUCGAAUGGGACGCUGCGAACCAGGCUGCACGAGAUGGGUCAUGUUGGAUGGAGAUGGCGAGGGACAGAGAUCGUUUUAAAAGGCGAGUGGAGCAAAUUGGAGAGAUCAUCAGCCCGUGUCUCACAGCUCAGCACAGAGCCAAAGUUUUGGACAGACUUUCGAACCACUCUGAUAACGUUUUAGCAGUUCAGUGUCGGCAAACAACAAAAUACCAUCAAAAAACUGAAAAAAUCAUGGCAGCUAUCUCUAUAAAGAUUCUGUUAUGGUGCUUAUGUAUUUGCUUCAAGACACUGACGUUAUUGAACUGUUUUAAUCAAACAAUGAGAAACAUUACAUAAACAGAACAGAAAAAAAAUGUCAAUAAACACUGCAUGAACUUUA